AUUAAGCCAGGAGAAGAAAAACGCAUUAUCCAUAUGGAUUAUUGGAUAUCCUCUUAUGCUAUUCUCCUAUUCUCGCUAGCCAAGCAAAUUUGAAAGGAAAUUACAUCAUUCUCCCGGGAAAAUGACACUUUCUUCUCUAAUCUCUCUCUGAUCUUGCCUCUAAAACCCUUGAUCCCAGCCAAACUAACUUCCCCAUGGCAUUUCUCAUCUCUUCGCCCGAAGUUUCCGCUGUCUCCUUGAAGAUUUUACCUAGUCCUAAACCUAAAUGUUUAGCGAGCCUCUCUGUCUCGGGCAGUAAUGAGAAAAUUGGAACUAGGGCUAGGAUUCGGGUUGGGGCUGAUGUUGGUGUUAGAGACUGCAAGGUUAGGGUUGCGGGACUAGAUCAAAAAGCAAAGGUGUAUGGUCAUUAUACCGCUUCGGUGAAACGAGGAUUGAAGCAGAACAAAGAGGAAGAGGAGAAGCAGAAUUACUACGUUAACAUGGGCUAUGCAAUUCGGGCUUUGAGAGAAGAUUUUCCGGAGCUCUUCUAUAGGGAGCUCAGAUUCGAUAUCUACAGGGACGACAUUGUGUUCAAAGAUCCUCUUAAUACCUUUGUUGGCAUCGAAAACUAUAAGUCAAUUUUCUGGGGGCUACGAUUUCAUGGAAGGAUUUUUUUCAGGGCUUUGUGGCUUGACAUUAUUAACGUAUGGCAACCUAUGGAAAAUGUCAUCAUGGUCCGCUGGACUGUUCAUGGUGUUGCACGAGUUCCUUGGGAGAGCCAUACUCGGUUUGAUGGUACUUCAGAAUAUAAACUCGACAAGAACGGAAAGAUCUAUGAGCAUCGAGUUGACAACAUCGCUCCGAGUUCACCUCCAAAGUUCCAUGUUCUGGCUGUUCAAGAACUGAUUCAAUCUAUCGGUUGCACCUCUACCCCGAAACCAACUUACUUCGAAGUUGCAUCUUUGUCUUCCGAAGUAUCCUAAAUCUUUCAAAAUUUUGGUAUUACUUUACUAUGUUUGAGCAAAUACGGUGAUGAAGCUUGGGAUUGUGGUUCACCGUGUCCGUGUAUAAAACCCAGUUGUAGGUCCCGUGGGGACUUGAGACGACUCCGGUAGUGCUGUAAGUAUCCUAGUUUGAUCAUUUGUAAAUGCGUAUGGUAAAUGUAUCUACUUGACCCUAAGGCUUGGAACCCAGUUACCCAACCAAAUACAAUAUUGUACAAGAAUCAUAUAUAAAAGUGACCUUGUAUAUCCAUA
This is a messenger RNA of Carica papaya (papaya), 1235 nucleotides long. Its product is annotated as DUF2358 family protein (DUF2358). The record is from RefSeq and is a predicted model, not a curated record. NCBI's taxonomy places the organism in Eukaryota, Viridiplantae, Streptophyta, Magnoliopsida, Brassicales, Caricaceae.